AUGCACACCAAACUUUUCCUCGGGGCUCUUUUUGCCCUUUCUGCUGCAGCUCCUGCGCUGGGCUGCUACGAAGCAGACGUGGACUACGAGGGCCCUGAGGUGGACCGGCUUGUGGGGAAAGUGUUUUCUGCUGCUGCAUGCCAGCAGCAGUGUCUGGCGCGGGGGGACUGCUUCUUCUGGGUGUACCAGAGCAGCAGCAGCAGCUGCUACAUGAAAGCUGCUGCUGCUGCUGCUGCUGCUGCGCCCGGAGCUGGGAUCGUGUCCGGCCCCCGCCUCUGUCCAGGCCCCCCCGAGUGCUCAGAAGCCGGACUUGAUCUUUUUGGAGGAGAUUUAAUUUCCACAGAAGUGGCAAAUGCUUUGGCGUGUCAGUUCCAAUGUGCUGCUGCUGCUGAUUGUGUCUUUUGGACCUUUUUGCCGAGCAGCAGCAGCUGCUUCUUGAAGGGUCCGCAGGUGGAGCCGCGGCCGCACGCGGAGGCGGUCUCGGGGCCGCGCAGCUGCGCUGCUGCUGCUGCUGCUGCUGCUGCUGCUGCUGCUGCUGCUGCUGCAGUGCCCUGCGAAGCCGCCACCGACUUCCCCGGCAGCGACCUCCAGGCCUUCGAAGGCUCCGUCCCAGACCCUGCCAGCUGCCAGCAGCUUUGCAAAGACCUCAGCAGCUGCUUCUUCUGGACUUUCGUCCCCAGCAGCAGCAGCUGCUACCUCAAAGCAGCAGCAGCAGCAGCAGCACGCCAGUACAACCCCCUCACCUUCUCCGGCACCCGCUACUGCAACCUCACCAUCAGCCCCCUCUUCAACUCCAGCAGCAGCAGCAGCAGCAGCAGCAGCAGCAGCAGCAGCAGCAGCACCUCCACCUCCAGCAGCAGCAGCAGCAGCAGCAGCAGCAGCAGCAGCAGCAGCAGCAGCAGCAGCACGUCGACGAGCACGCCGUGCCCGGGGGCGCGGGACUGCUACCUGGAGAACUUCGACUACGCAGGCGCGGACUUGGCAGCAAUUAGUUUGGGAGCAGCAACAACUCCGAAGGCUUGCCAGCUGCUGUGUCAGUACACCCUGGGCUGCGCCUUCUUCACUUUUUUCCAAAACUUUUGUUACUUCAAAAACGAAAAUGCUCCUCUAGGACUUGUCUUGAAGGAAGGCGCAGUCUCGGGACCCAAGUACUGCCCCGAAACCACCAGCAGCAGCAGCAGCAGCAGCAGCAGCAGCAGCAGCAGCAGCAGCAGCAGCAGCAGCAGCAGCAGCAGAGCCAUCGACGACGACCACCACCACGCUCGCGCCCAGCAGCAGCAGCAGCAGCACGACGACGACGACCACCACGCUCGCGCCCGCUCCCAGCAGCAGCAGCAGCAGCAGCAGCAGCACGACCACCACUACUACUACCAUCACUACCACGACUGCAGCAGCAGCAACAGCAGCAGCAGCAGACGCCGCGCCCCGCGAAAGCUUCUUCCGCCUCCUGCGGGGGCCCUCCAAGCAGCACUGAGGGGCCCCCCUUAUUUGCUUCCACCAGCUCGGGGGCCCCAGCAAGGGGCCCCCGCAAGGGGGCUUCAUUUUUGUUUUAAACCGACAAACCCUAAACCCUAA
Messenger RNA from Eimeria necatrix, 1575 nucleotides. RefSeq lists its product as hypothetical. Gene Ontology annotation, molecular function: protein binding. The coding region runs from base 1 to 1575 and encodes 524 amino acids. Gene Ontology annotation, cellular component: extracellular region. Gene Ontology annotation, biological process: proteolysis. The transcript is spliced from 2 exons. The record is from RefSeq and is a predicted model, not a curated record. Lineage: Eukaryota; Apicomplexa; Conoidasida; Eucoccidiorida; Eimeriidae.